This is a messenger RNA of Papaver somniferum (opium poppy), 3009 nucleotides long. RefSeq lists its product as uncharacterized. Bases 1 to 3009 code for a protein of 1002 amino acids. The record is from RefSeq and is a predicted model, not a curated record. The transcript is spliced from 4 exons. NCBI's taxonomy places the organism in Eukaryota, Viridiplantae, Streptophyta, Magnoliopsida, Ranunculales, Papaveraceae.
AUGAAGCGCAUCAGAAAAAUAUCAAAGGAAGUCGACUGUUCAGUUGAGGAAGAGGAAGUAGGGAAACCACUUACUGGAGCAGGUCAUGUCCAGCAACAUUUGACUCAGUUGGAGAAUGGCCUGCCAAUUGUUCUCAAACAAGUUACCAAUCAAAAUGUUACUGUUGGUGCCUCUAUUUCUGGUAUUGAGCCAACCCCUAGUGGUCCGAUUCGUACCACUAACUCAUCAAGAAGUUUCAAAACUGCUGCAAUCCCAAAUACCAACCCAAUCAUCACUAGAGGAUCAGUUAACUCAGCUGAACAAGAUGAUCUAGCAAAUCUCAAAAGGAAAAUUAACCCCAGGGAUGAUUUAAGGAAAUGUACUAGAGCUAAUUCUAGUUUGGCAAGCAUAGUGGUUAUCCCUGAAGAAAAAACAUCUACUGAACCUGAUUAUGCUCAACUGUGUCCUCCAAUUACCAAAUUGGGGGAUUUACCAGCCAUUGACCUUUCAACAUGUUCUCUCAAUACCCAACCAAUGUUCAACUCGUUUGGAAACUAUAACGUACCUGCUGACAAUCCCCCAAGCAACAAUGAUGUUCGCGACAACUCUCUUCUCAAUGCUGCUAGUUCUAGUCUCGAUUCAUCCCAACAUACUUCUCAGAGUGGUGAUGGUACCAGUACUUCUCUUGGUGGUGGAUCUGAUUCUACCACUCAGGUAAACUCAAUAACCUCAAAUCCUUAUUUUGAUAAUAUCAAUUCUACUUUAAAUCAAUUUCCUAUCAACAACAUCAACAUAGUAGCUUGCAACAUUAGAGGCCUUGGAAAAAAAUCUGCAAAUAAAGAAUUUAGUCUGCUAUGUAGGAAUGUUAACCCUGAUAUCAUCCUUCUCUCCGAGACUAAAAUUGGUAAAGAUAUGGCGGCUAGGAAACUUAAAAAUAUGGGUUUCCCCUGCACCUUCAAUAUCCCUAUUUUGGGUAGAAGUGGUGGUCUGGUUUUGGCUUGGAAAAAGGAAAUUCACCUGAAUGUAAUCUCAUCCAGCUUGAGGGGUAUCUAUGUGACUUCAACUGACAUCAUACACUCAAAAAAAAUAUUCCAUAUUCACUUUGUUUAUGGAGAACCUAAUAGUAGCUUAAGACCUUCUUUUUGGGAACAACAAUGCCUACGACCUAAUGCUCCUAUAGAUGAUCUUGUUUUCUUUAUUGGAGAUUUUAACACUCUUCUAGGAACUGAAGAUAAAAAUGGGGGCCUUGAAGUUAAUGAUUCUGAUUUUGAGCAUAUUAGAAACUUCUGUUCUGCUUUUAACUUGCAUGAUCCUGUUUUUUCUGGUCCUAGAUUCAUUUGGUCCAAUAUGCAACAAGGUCCUGAUUUAAUUCUUGAAAGGUUAGACAAAUACUUUAUAAACCAAAUUGCUGAAUACCUUUGUCCCAAAUUUUGUGUUAAUAACCUUCCUAAGGAUUCUUCUGAUCAUUGCCCCAUGCAUAUAGGAUUUAACUAUGAGGAUAUUUGGUCUCCAGCCUACAAACUAAGAAAUAAGCUUCUUAGUACUAAAAAAGGUCUUAGAGAUUGGAACAAAUCUUCUUUUGGUAAUAUUCAAACUGAUAUAUCUACCAUUAGGAAAGAGUUGUUAGAUUUACAGAUUUCUGAUCCUACUGAUACUAGUACUACUGCUAGACUUAAAUCCAGACUAGAGUAUCUUUACAUUCUGGAAGAAUUUUAUUGGAAAGAAAAGUCUAGAGAGGUAUGGCUUACGGAAGAUUAUUUCAAAAAUCUUUACUCUUCUCAACCACAACAUUUUCAAGAUGAAAUUUUGAAUGAUUUUCCUGUUAAAUUCUCUGAUGAUGAUAAUGAUACUUUAAACCUACCUCUCACAGCUGAGGAAAUUAAAAAUGUUGUCUUUCAAAUGGAAGGGAAAAAAGCCCCUGGACCAGAUCGUUUUACAGGCUUAUUUUAUCAAAAAAAUUGGGAUAUUGUUGGAGAAGCUGUUGUUGAUAUGACCCAAACCUGCUUCAGAACAGGGCAUACUGCUAAAGUGUUUAACCAUACCAACAUUGCUCUUAUCCCUAAAGUCCCUUUAGCUAAGUUGGUUAUCCAGUAUAGACCCAUAGGACUCCGUAACUUAAUUUACAAAAUCCUAUCUAAAACUCUAGCUAACAGGUUAAAACCCUUUAUGAACAAUAUCAUAUCCCAAAACCAAAGUGCCUUCAUACCAAAGAGGAGCAUUUCAGAUAAUAUUAUUCUAGCUAAUGAAGCCAUAUAUUCUGUCAAUCAUAAUGACAAAGUUGAGGGUACUGCUGCCAUUAAACUUGACGUGUCUAAAGCUUAUGAUAAAUUAGAGUGGUCUUUCCUUGAAAAAGUUUUGAGAAAAAUGGGUCUAGCGGAAAAUUGGAUUAAACUCAUAAACCAAUGUGUUUUUACAGUCUCUUAUUCUUUUCUUUUAAAUGGUAGUCCUACUAAUUUUUUCCAACUUGAAAGAGGUCUAAGGCAAGGGGACCCUCUAUCCCCAUACCUCCAUAUUAUCUGUUCUGAGGCUCUUUCCUAUUAUAUAGAUAAUCUUCAAAGGAAAGAUACCCUUAGUGAUAUCAAAGUUUUUAAAAAUGCCCCUGAGAUGACUCAUCUCCUAUUUGCUGAUGAUUCUCUUCUGUUUACUUCUGCUACCAUAGAAAAUUUCACUGCUAUAAAAUACUACCUUCAAAAAUACUUCCUAGCUUCUAGGAAGGAAGUUAAUUUUGAUAAAUCUGGUAUUUUACUCAGUAGAAGAAUUCCUGAACAUAGGAAGGCCCUUUUGGCUAACAUUCUGGAUAUUCAAAGCAGAGAUUUAGGGGAGAAAUAUUUUGGGACUCCAACUGUUUUCCAGGCUUCAAAAAUCCAAACCCAUAUGGGUAUUCUCCAAGUUGUGGAUGCGAAAAUCAUUGUCUGGCUGCACAAGCUCCUUUCUCAGGCUGCUAUAACUACUUUGGUCAAACACAUUGGUCAAGUCAUUCCUUUAUUUCAGAUGGGGGCUUUCUUAAUCCCAAAACACCUUUGUAGAUAA